Messenger RNA from Morchella sextelata, 1284 nucleotides. RefSeq lists its product as uncharacterized. Lineage: Eukaryota; Fungi; Ascomycota; Pezizomycetes; Pezizales; Morchellaceae. The record is from RefSeq and is a predicted model, not a curated record. Gene Ontology annotation, molecular function: protein binding. The coding region runs from base 1 to 1284 and encodes 427 amino acids. The transcript has a single exon.
AUGCCCCUCCCUGCUAUUCUCUCCCUUCCGAAUGAGCUCUUCCUCGCGAUAUCAGAGGAUUUUUCUCCCAGCCAGCUGCUAUAUAUUCACCAUACAAACAAACGACUUAAUCGCCUCUUUAGGGAUCAGUUUAUCGACGCCCUAAUCUCUGAAGACGGCCCUCACGGCGCCCUGUUCUGGGCCAUCGCCUUAAAAGAUCAAAGCCUUGUGGAGACAGUGCUUGAACGCUGUAAGGAGGGGGUCCAUGUGGCCGUCGAUCACAUAGCUGUUGAGCCGCCACUCCCGGUGUGCGGAAGAGAUAAGAGACUAGUAAAGUUCAUUAUGGACCUGAACGUCGCACUGGAGGUCCGAGAGGGGGGUACAACCAUUGGGCCGCUGUUGUGGGCGGUCAGGAACGGAAGAGCAAGGUUGGCACGGAUGUUAAUAACCAAUGGCUUUCAUAUCGACACCGGUGACUGGGGGUACCCCCCUCAUCUUUCUCAGGCAGAACCUCACAAAACAAUGGUGGACGAAGCGCUGCUCGAAGCUUGUAGGCUUGGAAUCGAGGGCGUGGUGAGGAUGAUGCUGGAGCCCGAAAUGGACACGGAUAUCGAAGCGGUCGGAGCAGACGGGCUGCGGCCGCUGCAGAAAGCUGUUGUCAACGACCAUUUAGGAGUUGUCAAAAUCCUCCUCAUGAAUGGGGCGAAGGUGGAAGCAUGCGCGUACAAGUUCUUAGAGCCCUAUUGUGCCAUCGACAUGGCGAUCAAAGGGAACAGAGUAGCCAUGUGGAAGCUGAUGCUAAACUACGUGAAUGCUGAGUUUUACGACUAUCAAAAGCGACCCGCGCUCCUGCUCGCCGCCGCGACGGGGGAUAUGGCACUUGUCCAGUACUUGCUCGACAAGGGCGUAUUCCUGGCCGAAGUAGACGUCAACGGCCGCACAGCACUCCAUAUAGCUGCAAAGAAGGGAUGGUCAGAUAUCUGCAAGGUUCUGAUGGAGGAGGGUGUAGACACCGAGGCCCGCGACCACCAUGAGCGGACAGCGUUACAUGAAGCCGCGGCGGACGGGGCUGAAGCGAUAAUAGAACUUUUGAAAGGGGGCGCCGACGCAACAGCGGCUGAUUCUUGCGGGAGGACGCCGCUGCAUUUGGCAGCGAGGAAUCAGUUUGCCACAAUGGACGACAUCGAUGCGUUGAUAGAUGCAGGGGCGGAGAUGGAUGUGAACGACUUGAAAAAUAGAUCGCCGAGGGGGGAUCUGGCGACAAUGGCAUCACCCAGGAUGCGCAGGCUGAGGCCGAGGGUCUAG